CUAAACCCCAAGGAAAAAAUAAACAGUAUUUUUUGAGAUCAUAAACAACAAAUUCAAAAUUUAUUUGAAUUUCAUUGUUUAUGAUCUCAAAAAAAUAUCUUUAGCUUAGCGUGUUGAUCAUCACUGCCGCCAUGGCAACAGAAUUGCAAGCCUCAAUAUUAUUGAUUGUGUUAUGUGCAUUACCGUGUGUAUUUGGCGGCGAUUCAGCGCAUGGAUGGUUGGAUGCUCAUGCCACCUUUUAUGGCCCCCCUGAGGGAACCAUUGGCGGGGCUUGUGGGCUUGAGCAGUUUAAGGAAACCUAUUCCCCAUACACUACAGCUUUGAGCGCAGCAUUGUUCAACAAUGCAGCAAGCUGCGGAGCCUGCUACGAAAUAAAAUGCGUAAAUAGCACAGGGCAAUGCAAGACACCCCAAAAGCCCAUCAUCGUUACAGCCACCGAUCUUUGCCCGACGGGCGAUGGAAAAUGGUGCGCUCCGCCACAGGCACAUUUUGACCUAUCUAUGCCUGCAUAUCUCCAAAUUGCAGAGUACAAAGCCGGGGUUGUUCCGGUGUUCUAUCGCAGGGUUCCAUGCAUGAGAAAAGGAGGAGAGCGGUUUACGAUGUCAGGACAUCAGUUCUUCAACCUAGUGACGGUGUCAAAUGUUGGAGGAAGCGGGGAUGUUUCAAAGGUGGAGGUGAAUGCUGAAGGGCACAAGAACUGGGUACCUCUGAAAUGCAACUGGGGUGAGAAAUGGGAGACCAAUGCAAUGCUGUCUGGGAAAUCUCUCAAUUUUAGGGUCACCACAAAUGAUGGCAAAGUAGUCACUUCCCAGAAUGUCGCCCCCAAGUCCUGGCAGUACGGCCAGACAUUCGAAGGCCGAAACUGUCGAUAGAUAAACUUAAUUAAUUGCCAAUAUAAUGCACAUCACAUGCAUCACUUCUAAAAUCUUAGGUUUCAUUUCUGCAUAUGUAAAUGCACGGCAGUGUACGUUGAAAUAAUUGAGAUACACGCAAGCAAAAUUUCCUUUCAAAAAAAAAAAAAAAAAAA
Ipomoea nil (Japanese morning glory) is the source of this 1027-nucleotide messenger RNA. Its product is annotated as expansin-A9-like. Bases 132 to 872 code for a protein of 246 amino acids. Gene Ontology annotation, cellular component: extracellular region. The record is from RefSeq and is a predicted model, not a curated record. Gene Ontology annotation, biological process: plant-type cell wall organization. The transcript has a single exon. Lineage: Eukaryota; Viridiplantae; Streptophyta; Magnoliopsida; Solanales; Convolvulaceae.